AUGUCGGACGGCCAGACGAAGCAGUUUGGAAAGGGCCAGCGGACUGUGCCUGCCCAGAAGGCCCAGAAGUGGUACCCCGUGGACGAUCAGUCGCAGCCCAAGAAGGUUCGCAAGACUCUGCGUCCCGCUAAGGUCCGCGAGAGCCUCCAGCCCGGUACCGUCCUGAUCCUCCUCGCUGGUCGCUUCCGUGGCAAGCGUGUCGUCCUUCUCAAGCACCUCGAUCAGGGUGUCCUCCUCGUCACCGGACCCUUCAAGAUCAACGGCGUUCCCCUCCGCCGUGUCAACUCCCGCUACGUGAUCGCCACCUCCAAGCGCAUUGACGUCUCCGCUGUCGACGCCAAGGCCAUCGAGAAGAUCUCCGCCCCUGAGUACUUCACCAAGGAGAAGAAGGCCGAGAAGAAGUCCGAGGAGGCUUUCUUCAAGCAGGGCGAGAAGCCCCAGAAGAAGGUUGUUGCCUCCGCCCGUGCCGCCGACCAGAAGGCCGUCGACCAGUCCAUCCUCGGCAGCAUCAAGAAGGAGGAGUUCCUGAGCUCCUACCUCGCCUCCACCUUCAGCCUCCGCAACGGUGACAAGCCCCACGAGAUGAAGUGGUAA
This is a messenger RNA of Penicillium waksmanii, 594 nucleotides long. Its product is annotated as 60S ribosomal protein eL6. Gene Ontology annotation, cellular component: cytosolic large ribosomal subunit; ribosome. The transcript has 3 exons. Gene Ontology annotation, biological process: ribosomal large subunit assembly; cytoplasmic translation. Bases 1 to 594 code for a protein of 197 amino acids. Lineage: Eukaryota; Fungi; Ascomycota; Eurotiomycetes; Eurotiales; Aspergillaceae. Gene Ontology annotation, molecular function: structural constituent of ribosome; RNA binding. The record is from RefSeq and is a predicted model, not a curated record.